This is a messenger RNA of Capsaspora owczarzaki ATCC 30864, 679 nucleotides long. RefSeq lists its product as hypothetical. The transcript is spliced from 2 exons. The coding region runs from base 43 to 498 and encodes 151 amino acids. The record is from RefSeq and is a predicted model, not a curated record. Gene Ontology annotation, biological process: autophagy of mitochondrion. Gene Ontology annotation, cellular component: mitochondrial outer membrane. NCBI's taxonomy places the organism in Eukaryota, Filasterea, Ministeriida, Capsasporidae.
GAUCUCGCUUAUUUUCACCAACUCCAUCAAGGUUCCCCAAACAUGACUACUACUUCCGACAAGUCCAACAAGACGGACGCAGCUGCCUCGAGCGUCCCUUCCGACGAAGCCGCGGCUCUGAUUCUUGCUGCGCAAAAGCACAUCAAGCCGGACGAUGUCAAGGCACUGCUUGCCCCGCUCGCCCAGCAGCUCUCGAUGGGCACCGUGUCGGGCUUUGCGGCCGGCUAUGCUGCCAAGAAGGUUGGCAAGGCCGUCGCAAUGGUGCUGGCAAUGGGUUUUGUCGGUCUGCAGGCUGCCCAGUACGCCGGUUACAUUCACGUCAACUGGGGUAAGAUUGAGAAGGACGUCAAGUCCGUUCUCGAUGUCAACCGGGAUGGCAAGGUCGACGAAGCCGACAUCAAGCACCUCUACGAGCACGCCAUGGAGGUUGCUCGCUAUGCACUUCCCUCAAGCACUGGUUUUGCCACUGGUCUGGCGCUCGGUCUCAAGUUUGCUUAAAACAGCCAAACAUCAAAGUGCCUCGCGCCCUCCCCCCCAAACGCCUGAGGCUGUGUGUGUUUUCUAGAUAGUUGCAAAUUGCUGUAGUCAUUGUUGUCAUACGAUUUUGAGAUGAAAAAAAAUGGUUUUCCAAAAAAAAGCUCCUGUUCACAAAAAAUACAACAAAACAAAGACAAGAACA